Molecule: messenger RNA, 1326 nt
Organism: Lecanosticta acicola
Lineage: Eukaryota; Fungi; Ascomycota; Dothideomycetes; Mycosphaerellales; Mycosphaerellaceae
Source: the annotation of a GenBank genome assembly
AUGCUUCUCCGCUUCCUGGGGAGCACGCUUUUCCUUUUCUCAAUCAUCUUCACCAUCCCCCUCGCCUUCGAUGUCGGCGGACGCACCUGCGGCUUGGCCUUCAGUCUGAGCCUCGCAACCUACUACUUCUUCCUGUCUAUCCUACGACUUGCAACGCCCGCUCAGUCAACCUGGAGGAAGGCGGCCGUACGCACCGUCGCUUCGAUGCAGACGCUUGUCAUACCCGCGCUGUUGAUCUGGAGUUUGAACAAGUUCAGCGUCGACGGGGGUGAUGAUGCGAGUUGGGUGUCAAGAGCUUUCUACAACGCGACCAAGCCACUACAUCAAAAUCCAAGCUUCAAGGAAUGGAUCUUCGGGAAAGAAGGUCUACUGGAAAACGCGCUGGUAGGAGGAUGGGACAAAUUGCUAAGAUACUCGACGCCCGUCUUUCAGCUCACUGAAGGCUUCUGCAGCUUGCUGGUCAUCCAAGCCUCCGGCCAAGUAACCCGAUACCUUGUCAACACCAGCGAUAAUGGCGAUAGCUGGAUGAUUGGACUGCUGGUGGUCUCGAGCAGCAUUAUUGCCAGCUCUGUCUACUUCCUCUGGCGUAUCACGACGUUCCCGGGUCUGGACAGCCAGGACGCCGUUUUGAUCGGUAUCGCUAUUGCCUGUGCUGUCUUCCUGGCUGCCUGGGGCAUGGGGAGCGGGCGCGGAAACGUUGUGGAGAGCAGCAUGUUGUUCGCAUACAUCACACUCUGCAUAUAUCAGAUCUUCACGGAUUACCAGCCAAGUCACCCACUACCGGAAGCUCCAAUACCACCAGAUGCCACCGAGUUCCCGCCUCUACCUCCGAUUCUCAUGGCCAGCUAUACAACGAUACUGCAAGCACUGUCUUCGCUACCAAGCACUCUGCACUCGGCGUUUGGAUUCAUGCUGGCGGCCGUUCAGACGGUGACGCCGUCGGUCAUCAUCUCAUUGAUCUACCGACUGAUGGUUCUCUAUGCCGCAGCUCGUAUCAUCCCUGCAGUGCGGGAGUCGGGGGCCAGAGUGUUGGCGGAGGAUCCGUCGCUUGAAGAUUCCAGCGAGGGCGUGCAGACCUUGAUAGGGCUGCUGAGCUACUUUGCUCCCAGCAUCCUCAUUGCGGUCUAUACGAGCUUACUGAUGCAACACUUUGCCAGCGCGUCGGCGGACCAUCCCGGCGAGUGGUGGACGAGCCAGGGCGGCGAGGGCGGAGGUAAUAUCAGUCGCUGGGCCAACCUGGCCGGGACCAUGGCGCUGUAUGCCGUCGAGCUGUACCUGGGCAAAGGACACGAUGAUGGGUUGACGACGCACUGGAAGCUGGAUUGA